CGGCGCGUGGCGGGGUUUACCCACCCGCAGCGUGACCGGAGCAUCCCCGCGGCGGGUGAUACGCAGAGCCUUCCUCCAGCGGGGAAAACCACGGACACCAAGCUCAUCGCUCCGGGAAUCUGGAGCCUUUCUAGUUCUCUGAGUAUUUCCAGGGAAAUGCCAAGUUUCUCGCUGUGGGGCCGGAUUCUCAGGGAGGAUUGAUUUCAUUCUUCUAUACUUCACAAAACAUCAAACACCUUGACACAAAGCUUGUGCUGCAGACGUGUUUGAGACUUUAGCUUGAAGAUGGCCUCGUGCCUUUAUGAGUGCCUUUGUGAGGCAGAACUUGAGAAAUACUAUCCCCAUUUUGCUGCUUUUGGCCUUCAGAAGAUCGACGAGCUUGCCAAGGUUUCCAUGAAGGAUUACACCAAACUGGGAGUCCACAACAUGAACGACCGCAAACGUCUGUUUCAGCUCAUUAGAAUAAUCAAAAUUAUGCAAGAGGAGGAAGAUAUCGCAGACUUAAACAAGCAAGAUUUCCAAACAAGUGGCCUUGUUGUUGAGCCUCAGGCGACCAGAUCUGGUCCCCGCAGACAGCUGCAUUUUGAGUCCUUCUUUGAGAAAAAUGCUGGAGCUGCUAAAGACUCUGAGCCUGAAUCCUAUGGGCCAUCUGAUUUCUGUACCAGUGACGAAAGGGACAGUCUAGUGGAAAUGCUGGGACACAUUCCACCACACGAUUCAGAGCUCCUUAGAAUAACUAGAAGAGACCUAAAUACUCCUGGAAUAUGCACAAAAAGUGAACUAGACCAGUCUACAGUAUCUGAUGAUAUUGCUCCUCUCUUGGGGGAUUCUGAAACCCCCAUAAUACAAAGAAUAACUCAUAUUUCAGGGUAUAAUUAUGGACUACCUCAUUCUUGUAUCAGAUCGAGCACCUCUGAGAAGGAAACUCCGUGGACAGAGAGUGAAAAAAUCCGAGUGUGUGUCCGAAAACGUCCCCUGGGCCUGAGAGAGGAGCGACGUGGGGAGGUCAACAUCAUCACAGUGAAAAAUAAAGAAACUCUACUCCUUCAUGAGAAGAAGGAGGCAGUUGAUCUCACACAAUAUAUUUUACAGCAUGUUUUUUAUUUUGAUGAAGUCUUUGGGGAGUCCUGUACCAAUCAGGAUGUGUAUAUGAAGACAGCUCAUCCUCUCAUUCAGCAUAUUUUCAACGGAGGCAAUGCAACCUGCUUUGCAUACGGACAGACUGGUGCUGGCAAGACCUACACUAUGAUAGGUACUCACCGGAACCCAGGCCUCUACGCCUUGGCUGCCAAGGACAUCUUCAGGCAGCUGGAAGCUCCACAGUCAAGGAAGGACCUCCUUGUCUUAAUCAGUUUUUAUGAGAUCUACUGUGGACAGCUAUAUGACCUGCUAAAUGGAAGGAAGAGACUUUUUGCAAGAGAAGACAGCAAGCAUGUYGUCCAGAUAGUCGGGCUGCGAGAGGUCCAGGUGGACUCUGUAGACCUGCUGUUAGAGGUGAUUUUGAAGGGAGGGAAGGAACGUAGCACAGGAGCCACUGGAGUAAACUCUGAUUCCUCUCGAUCUCAUGCUAUCAUCCAGAUCCAAAUUAAAGACCCAGCCAACAGGACCUUUGGAAGGAUAUCCUUCAUUGAUUUGGCUGGCAGUGAAAGGGCAGCUGAUGCUAGAGACUCAGAUCGACAAACAAAAAUGGAAGGAGCAGAAAUAAACCAAAGCCUUUUAGCACUCAAGGAAUGCAUCCGGGCGCUGGAUCAGGAACAUGCCCACACGCCGUUCCGGCAGAGCAAACUAACUCAGGUCUUAAAGGAUUCUUUCAUUGGCAAUUCCAAAACAUGUAUGAUAGCCAAUGUAUCACCUAGCCACAUAGCUACAGAGCACACCCUGAACACUCUGCGGUAUGCUGACAGGGUUAAAGAGCUGAAGAAAGGGAUCAAGUGUUCCACCCCUGUCACCAGCAGACGUCGGGUGGCUGGAAGUGCAUCRCCAAAACGCAUCCAAAACGCUCCCUCUUUGCCCCCUGGGGAAAAGAGCUCUCCAAAGAAAGUGAAGCUGGGCCUCCAGCAUCCUCCAGGUGCCAUGAGAACGAAGCCGUGUCCUUCAGCACUCCAGCCACCCGCUGUCCCUUUCACCUCCACCCCCAGGGCUGUCAACAAGGGACAUGGCUGCAGAGCAAGCCCCAGCUCCCCGUGGUUCCACCACGCCAGCCCAGUGAAGGGAGUCCUGCGUGUGGGGCAGCCCCUGAGGAAGAAGUUGGAUGAUCUGUCUCCCCACUCUGAGAAGAACCACGUUGCAAAGGAUUUGAUCAUCAAAAAUACUGCCCUGACCGAGGCAAAAGAGAGUGGCCAAAGGGACAAGAACCUGCAAGAGAAAUCCCCUGGGCAAUCCCUGAAAGUCCAGACAGUGCAACCUGUGCAGAAGCAGCUCGCUUCUAGAGAAGAUUUUUCCUAUGGGGAUGGAAAUCAGCCUUCUGAUGGCAGUCAGGAGUGGGGAAAUGCCUUUGCCAAAAGGUGUGUGGAAAGCUGGACAAGCCUUUCUCCCUUCCAGAAGGAAAGGGAGGAGCAUUUACGCCUUUAUCACCAGCAGUUUCAGCAGCCACCUAUUCUACAGCAAAAACUGACCUACCAGCCUCUUGAGAGGUUUUUAACUCAGUACAAGCCCCAGGAGAUUCAAGUGCUGCAGGAGCUGAACUUUACCCCCACGGAAGCCCAGAGCAAAGAGGGGAUGCAGCUGGAAGAGCUGGAUGACAGCGACUUCAGUGAAGACUCUUUCUCACCUGUCUGCAGUCAAAAGGGCACAAAAAGAAGAAGCCCCAGUGAGUGCAGCCAACAUUCAUUUUUCCUUCAUCAAAGAGAACAAGGAACUGAGGAAGCGCAGAAAGACCAAAAGAAGCAGGAUUUGUUAUUUAAAUAUUCAUUUCCCAUGCAAGAGCAUGAGCUAGAUGACAGCUGGGAUUGUAGCAGAGGCUUCACAAAGGCAGAAGAAUCUAUUAAAAAUACAGGUGUAUGCAAAACUCCAUCAGAUUGGAGCUUUGACCUAACUCUUGAGUCCUCUCCGAGCAAUACUGCAGAAAAACCUCUCUGCUUGCAAGAUGAUCUUGCUUGUAGCUGCAGAAACACCAAAGAUUUCCCAGGUGAUCUGAAACAGCACAAACCCAACCCCAAAUAUCUCCUUUAUUCCCAUGAAACUCCCUUGACUCCAGAAAAGGAGGCUCCAAACCCAUGUGUUUCUCCCCUAUCGAAAUCAGGGACUCCAGAGCACCGAGAGAUCAACCUCCUACAUAAGCAGAAGGAAGAACCCACCUUGGAGAGACAGGCUGCUCUUGCAGGAGACAUGAAAUGGAGAACUCGCAAAAACGGGGCUGGCCAAUGUGGAGCUGCCAGCACUUGCUCAGAGUCGACUUCUGAGGCAGCAGCUCCUCUCACAAUGUCCCCUCUUGACCAUGAGGAAGCAACCGAGACCGAGAGCGGCUCUUCCAGCCGAGAGAAGUCUCCCCACGAGAAGCAGGCGGUGGAGAGGAGCAUCCGUGGUGCCCGGCGGAGAGCCGAGGAGCAGGCCUGGCAGUGCACCAGAAGCAGGGCUCUCACAGACAGCAUGUUGGAGCUCGGGGAGCUAACGCGCCGUGCUGCCAGGAGCUGCGGCUCGCAGCGUUGUCCACCAGCAGGGGACAAGUGGGUUUCACCCGCGGGCUGCCGUGUGAGGCCCUGCUGCUGCCUUCUGGCCUCGGGGUCRUCAAAUGAAGGAGCUCUGCACAGUUUGUUUGUUGGGAGUGAAGCCGUAGCGGCAGCACCGGCAGCUGAAUGCAGGGACCCCCCAGCAGAGCGGGAGGGCGGCUUCCUGCUCCGCAGCGCGGCCUGCAAAGGACACGCAGAUAGGAGACAGUGCCAUGCUGAGGUUAGAGACAUUGCUGAUAAUCUGGGAGAAUCCAAUCCAGAUGAAGGGCACGGCGGUGAACCCGUGGCUCAGGAAAUCCAUGCRGAUAUUCCUGAAGGGGGAUAUUUUCCAGGUACGCCGGGCUUUCCCAGCGGGAGAGAUACGGAUUGCGCAGCCCAGCCACGCUCGGAAGAAGGCAUCCGGCUGCUGCAGCCCAGGCCAGGGCAGGGGAACCUGGAUGUGGGUCCUUCUGAAGACACAGCCAGGUCUUCUCUCAGGAGCGAGGAAAUGGGGCUGCUUAAGGACAAGUGGAUGCAGAGUAUUUUUACAAAAGAGACUUUAACAGAUUCAGAAUCAGCUGCCAAAGAGAUUAAGCCACCAGCAAAUGCAAACAGCCCCUCAGGUCUGCCCAGCAUCAUCUCCCCCAGCGCUGCACCAGAGAUGGGGAAGCAGCAGAGGGAAGCCCUGGAAAAGGCCCAACAGGCUGUGAUUCGAGCCCAUCGGCAGCAGCUGGAUGAAAUGGCAGCCUUGUGCUCGAAGGAGGAGUGCCUGAUAAAUCAGGUGGCAGCAAUGGACUUCCAGAGCUUCGUGGCCAAGCUGGAGGAAAUCCUGGUGCUGAAGUCCGAGUGCAUCCAGACGAUGCGGGCRCAGCUGAAGCUCUGCUCGGCUGCGGGCGCCCAGGCCGCCGCGCCGCCACCGCCACCACCCSCCGUUUAG
This is a messenger RNA of Nothoprocta perdicaria, 4584 nucleotides long. RefSeq names its product kinesin family member 24 (gene KIF24). The record is from RefSeq and is a predicted model, not a curated record. Lineage: Eukaryota; Metazoa; Chordata; Aves; Tinamiformes; Tinamidae. The transcript is spliced from 14 exons. Gene Ontology annotation, biological process: microtubule-based movement. Bases 286 to 4584 code for a protein of 1432 amino acids. Gene Ontology annotation, molecular function: ATP binding; microtubule binding; microtubule motor activity.